AUGAAAUAGCUUUCACUUUUGAUAUUUGAAUAUUUGAAGACCAAGUUUCAGCAUGUCGCCACAAAGCAGGUGAAAUAUAAGUAUCAUGUAACUAAGUCUUUGUAUCACAGCUAGAAAUGGAAUAGGGAGAGUGUAUGAAUAUCAUGAGCAAUAAAGGAAACAAGGUUAAGAGCACUUACAUUAAUUUUUCAGUAUUAAACCUGUUUUUCAAAUAAUUUGAACGGAUCGGAGUAGUAAUUUAUUUUAUUGUGAUGAUUCUCCAUUUUUCUGUAUUCGGAGCAACUAGUGAAGAACUUAUAGUAUAUGUAGUGCCUCUAACAAUGCAUUUGGUGCUAUAAAUAUCCAAAGCUCUGUAUUUCGAUCACAUCAAGAGAAAGGAGGACUUCGUUGUCAAUGGCCGAAAGGUGACUCGUUUUCGUAGACUUCGAAGAGACAAGCCCAAAUAAUUGAUCACCCAGUAGUAACAACAAUAAUAAUCAUCCUUCAAAAAGCCUAAAACGUCGUUAUAUGAGAAUUGCUCAUGGGAUUUGGUGGAAUUGGGUGAUAUCAUCUAUUUAAAACGAAAUGAAAUUUGCCCAGCUGACAUGUUGUUGUUGGAUGUGUCAGAUGAAAUUCUUUAAGUAUAAACCUAAAAUUUCAGAGGUCAAACUAUGGAUCAGACCAGGUAUCCGACGCAAUUGACAAUGUUAAAGAAUGGGCGGAACAGAUUGUAAGGGUUUGAUUACAAGAAGCUAUUAACAGGUAGUAUUCAGUACAACAUUCAGGAUGAUUAGAUAUUCGGAUUUAUUAAAUUGAAAAAGGAUCCCAAGGGCGAGCAAUUUGAGAAUAGAAAUAUCUUAUUCAGGGAAGAGUAAUUGAAGACAUGUCAAUAUGUGAUUGGAGUGGUGUUGCAGACUGGCAACAAUUGUUUUUGUUACUAGAACAUGGAGAAGUAGGAGAAGAAAUCCUUUUUUGUUAAGAAAUCCAGUAUGUUUUUUGCACUAACUCUCGGGAUAUCAUUGAUAAUAUCAAUUUUCAGUUGGUUUUUAGCCUCCUUUGCAGCAUGUUUACCAUACAAUCAAGCUGAUUUUGAUGUCAUCACUUUAAUUUUCUAUUUGCUUCAGUAUUUGAAGACUACUCCAAUAUACUUUUAUAAUUGCAUUGACUUAAUAGAAGUAUUAAAUGCACACCUCAAGUUUACAAAAUACAAGGGAUUCCAAAGUGCGAGCAUAGAUUAUCUGUAAUUAAAUCCAGUAUCUGUUGGAGACAUGGUAAUGACAGAAUAUGUUUGUUUCGAUAAGACAGGUACGAUCACUACUGGAGAAUGUAAGAUUCAUGCACUGAUUGUGGAAGAUACAAUGUAUAAGUUUAGUUACAACAAAAUGAAUAAAAAUCAAUGGAAUAUCUUUAAGGAUAACAUUCAAAACUAAAUCAAGCAGGAUCCAAACUUUUAGAUGGAAGAAAUUGAUGAGUCCGAUCUAGAAAUUUAAUCUAAAAAAAUUAGACAUACAGGAAUAUUCAAAUUGACUAUUCAACACAGAACUUCAAAGAAGAUACCCAGUUACGAAUCAGGGAGAUAAGACUUGGCUAGUAGUAAAAGUAUUGCCAAUCCAAUGGAUGAUGGAGAUGGGGAAUUUGAGAAUAUGAAAUUGGAGGAUUUUGAUGACACUCAUUACAGAAUCACUCCUGAACUAUGUACAAACAAACCAAAGCCAUUUUUUAAUAAAAAAGCUAUUGCUACUGCCCCUGUCUAAGUAGGUGUUAGUUAAGGGGGCAUGCACUAACUUCAAGAGGAUGAAAUGCUUAUUAAGUAAUCAUCUUAUAAGGAUGAACAAAGAUCAUUUGAUAAUAAAUCAAUAAUGAGUAGGAAGGUACUCGAGAAUUCAUCAAGAGAUAUGAAGAGAUAGCAAAGUAUUAAAAAGUCUAUGCAAAUGGAUAAGGUUGCUGAGGAAGAUUUGGAAGUGAUCUUUUCUAGAGAGAAUGAUUUCUAUAAGCAUCUUAUUCAUGGAUUGAAUAAGUUGUUAUAUUAGGAAGCCAUUUUAUCACUCCUUUUGUGUUAAGAGAUUGUUUCCAGAUACUCUCCAAGUGAAGAUCAUUUCAUGCAUGAUUCAACUCAAUUCACAUUUGAUUAGGAACUGUUAAGAUUUGUAAGUCUGUUGGACAUUAAAUUUUUAUGUUGCAAUGAAUUCAAUGGCAAGGUAGUCUAUAUAAUUGAUUUCUUUGGUGAAGUGAUGGAAUUUCAGGUUAUGGCCAACUAUCAUAAUGCCACUCAAUAGGGAGUUUUAGUGCUAUAUCCUGAUAAAUUGCAAGAGAAAUUUCUAUUGAUUAAUGAGAGUGAUCCAAUGGAAAGUUUACAAUACAUAUUUAUUAUGAGAGAAGAAACCAAUUCAUUGCCUGUCUACAUUGAUGUUGAUAAAGGAAGCAGGGAAUAUUGGGAUAAGGUGUUCCAGAAAUUACAUAUGUGUGGAAUGAGAUCGGUAAUCUAUUCAAAAGUGUACUUGAAAGAGAAAGAUGCAAGUCUGUUUAUGUCUCGUUAUCAAGGAGAAGAAGGAAUGAAUGCUUUUAAUGAACUCUCCAAAGAUAUGCAGAUAAUCCAAGUUGUUGGUGUCAAGGAAUAGAUGCGAAAAGACACCAAACCUUUGAUUAACCAAAUGAAACAGGCCGAUCUGAGUUUGUAUCUCUUGAGUGGAGAUGAAAUCAGCAGAGUGUUGCCAAUUGCUUUCAAAUCAAAAAUAGUCAAUCAUCAUGACACUCUGCUGUACUUAGACAAUGAGAAUGCUAGAGUGGUGAUGAAGAACCAUCUUACGAUCAUCUCACAAUAACUUAAAUUAGAUGAACAGGCCUCGUCCAAACCUCUGAGAAUGAGCACUCUUGACAAGUAUCACAAGACUUUCACUUAAGAUGAGAAGUAUACAACCUAUCCUGAUAUCAAAUCCUUUAGCAUUGUUUUGAGCGGUGAGUAUUUCAAUGACAUCCUCUCUGACAGUUACUUAUUGUCUCACUUUAUGUUUCUGCUUUAUUUUAGCAAUUCUUUGGUGGCCUAUAAAUUUAAUUACAAUCAGAAGGCUAAGAUCAUCAAUAUUAUCUAGACUUCCUUUAUUGGCAACAAACGGGUGUUGGCUGUUGGUGACUCAUUUAAUGACAUACACAUGUUUUGCCAAGCCAAUAUUGGAGUGCAGUUUUGCCAUUUCCCUAUGUAGAAUCAAUCUUAUUAGAGAGGCAAUACUAAAUUAAAGUUAAACAGAAAAGUCACUUCUAAUAAAUUAUUGGAUAAUCCCUUAAAUCGUAAAUUCUUAUAAAAUGAAAUGUGGAUCAUACCCACAGCUGAUGUUUGUUUGAAGGAUUAUGUUAAUUUAAGUGCCUUAAUGUUUUUUGAGAGCAGAAUAUUUGCUGAAGUCUAUGAUGAUUUAUUAGUUUUCUCGUUUUAUAGAUCAUUACUUAUAAUUUAUAUAUUAUUUCUCUAUUAUGCAACCUAUUGUAGUCAAAACAACACUAUAUUUACAGGUACUUGGCUCACUGUAUAUUAAAGCAUCCUCUUAUUUAUUCAAUAAUUAGUAAGUUUGAAAUCGAAAAUGCAAAGAUAAUAUGAUAAGGACUCAAUUACCUACAUAGAAUAAUUCAAGAACAACAUCAAGAUAUUCAAAAAGAAGAAGGUCGCCUCCUUUAUCCUCAAGAUCAACGGCAAUGCCUUGUUGGACGCAGCCUUGCUCUACAUAUCCCUAAGAAUAUUGGACGAUAUCCCCAUAGAUACCUUCAAGCAAAUGCUCUUAAUCUUGCUGAUACUCAGCGAUAUCGUUAAAUUAAUUGUCUCCACCACUUACAGCAAAUACGCCUGGAUUGCCUUUAUCAGCACAUACUGCUUAUGCUGGCUGCUAAUGGCAAUUCUCACUGCAUACUUCGACAAUAUGGAAGGCUUUAUACUCAUGUUCACAUUGCCUUAAACUUGGUUGGCUCUAUUCUCCUAUGUUUUUACACAAUACUGUCUUAGUAGCAUCAUUGAGAUGAUCCAAUCCCUCUUUUGUUAAUCCCUCAUUGAUAAAGACCAAUAUGAGGAGGUAUAGAAUUUCAUCGUGAAACCACCCAAAAACGGUGCCAAAAAGUAUCAUAAUUUGAUCAAAAGAUUUGCAUAACUGGCUGGAAAGGUGUUUAAAAAGAAUAAGGAUGAGAUGGACAUUGCUAUAUAGGAUGUGAUAUGCGAAUUGAAGGUGAAUUCUGAUAGGAUCAACAAAUUGACCCUAAGAUUUCUGAACAAAGACACAGAGAUGAAGUUUAAAAGGAUGUCCAAAUUGAGGUGGAUCAAAUUCGAAAAACUCAAAUUAGGGUUGUAACUAAUCUUUUUGGAAGUCUUUGCUAUAAUCAUAUAUAUAUUAACCUACAAAACUGAUGUUCAAACCAGGACUUACUUCAUUAUAUAUAUCCUGAGUAUAGGUUGCUAAUCCAUUUUGCUAAUAACAAUAUUUUCAAGCAUCUACUUGAAACAUUUCUUUUAAAUCAAUUUAAUUAUCGCUUGCAUUAGACUACUAACCAAAAUGGUUUCUGAUUUUGCAUAGGAUGGAACCUACGACAUCUUAUUGAGUCAGUCUUACAUCGUGAUCAUAAUCUUUUCGAAAUUGCACAUCCCAUUGAUUAAUUUUAUAAUAGCCACCUUGUCCAUUGUAGGGUUCUUUCGAAAAUACUUGGUUGGUGAGGAUUACUAUCAGAUAAUCAACGGCAAUUUGAUAGUGUUGAUAACUCUUAUACUAUUCAUAUCCUUGCAAUACAAAUUGAAUAUGCUGGAGAAGUAGGAUUUCAUGUUGACUGCAACACUCAAUUAGGAGACCACGCAAAUGACCAAUGUUCUGUCCAUUCUGUUGCCCAAAUUCAUUCGAGAUAGGAUCAAUGCAAGUAAGAUAAUAAUAUGAUAUUUUAAGAGGGAAUGUAUGAAAUACAGGAGAAUCAAGGAGAAGUCUCAAUUUUGUUCUGUGACAUAUGUGGAUUUGAUGAUUUGAUUGCAGUUGAGAAGGAGAACAUUGUUAAUCUAUUGGAUAGUCUAUUCAGAGGAUUUGAUGCGUUGUGUGUUUCAAAUGGGAUGCAAAAGAUCGAGACUGUGGGGAAGACCUAUAUGGCAGCUGGAGGAUUGAGAGCAGUGGAUCAAGGCACAAAGUUCAUCAAUCAAAGUGCUGUGAAAAGAGUAAAUUCAUUAUCAUAUAUUCGAAGGCAGUUUAAUUAUCCCUUGAGAUGAUGGAGUAUUCCAAGAAAUUCAAGUUUGGAUAGACUGGCAAUGUAAGAAUAAAAAUUGGCAUUCAUUAUGGCAGAGUGAUUGCUGGAGUUAUUGGACAUCACAAACCUCAGUUCUCAUUAAUUGGGGACACAGUUAAUACAACCAGCAGAGUGUGUUCUACUGGGCAAGAUGGAGAAGUCACCAUAUCCAAUGAAGCCUACAUGGAAUUGAAUAUGCCAGAUUUGUAAUUUAAUUAGAGGAAAGUCAACGCUAAGGGCAAAGGAGAAUUGAUUACGUGGCAAAUCAUCACUCAGAUUAAGAGAAAUACAGAUAAGAAAGAAAGGAAAAAGAAGGGAUUGAUCCCUAAAUUCGAUUCAAGUUAAUAGGAUCAAUAAACAAUGAACAGAUUAGAUCCUGUUACUCCAAAGACUGAACAUCGUUAAUUAAAGGUACCUUAACAAUCGAAAUAAUUUGAUAUGUUGACUAGUAAUUCCAGUCAGAGAAUUGAGAAAUAAUUAUCUUAAGAAAAUAAUUCUAAUAGUCAAAUAUUUUUGAAGGAUUCAUUGUAAAAGGAUUUGGUUCCUAUUCGAAAAAGAGGGCAACGAGGUCCUACUUUAAUUAUGAAACAACAAGACAACAGAUCAGCCUUAGCUCUGCAAUUACAACAUUCAGGCAGUUAGAAUGCGAUCCAAUAAACGAGUAAUAGGAAUCUUCCUCCGAUUGUUGUUUAUUAGGCUGAAGAAAGUGCCCAUUCAAACAACAAUUUCAGAGAAGAGUCAUUUCAUGAAAAAAAUCAAACAAAUCUACUCCAUGAUCUAUCCUAAAAACUCAGAAGAGAUUUAUACAUUGAAAUGAUUGAUGAGUCACCAGAUUAUGAAAUUGAAAUUGAGAAAAUACAAUUUGAUGAGGACGAGCAAUUUGUUAGUGAAGCACUUUAGUUAGAGAAAUCAAAAUUCUACCUCGAUUUCAAAGAUAGCUAAAAGGAAUUGGGUAAAGAAUUUAUGGAAUAAAAGGAAGGUAUUAACAUAGUCUUAAUCCUAUUAUUGCACUUUAUUUAAUAUGUCUCCAAGACCUUAUCUCUACUCUUUAUGUAAAAUGAACCUAAUUGGAUGGCUGUCUUUGUGAUACGAUUUAUUGUCUCCACUCUUUUGUUGGUAUUAGCAAUACUGCAAAAUAAGAAAUUGAAACAUCGCUUUUAUAAGUAUGAAUAUUUCUUGACUACUUAUAUUGCAUUGUUGAUCAGCAUAAUAUUGGAAUUCAUUAUCCUAACUAAAAAAUCGGUUGAAUUAUAAGCAGCAGAAGGAAUCCUACUAAUAUGCUUCUUCUCUUCAAUACCAAAUAUCUCAAUAAAAUUCAAAAUUUGCUUUAAUUUCUGUUUUUUUGUGGCUCAAUUGUUGAUAGUCUUAAUUAAAUACAAAGAUUUAUCCGUAGCUUAUUACACUGUGUUUUAAAGUUGCAUGACCUUCAUCAUUCAAUACCAUUUAUUCUUCUAGGAUCUAGGUACAUUUAACAACAAAAGAUCUCUAGAAACUAAGAAACUGCAAACUUAAAAUUUGGUGAAGUAUCUACUACCUUCUCAUAUACUGAAAUAGUUCCUAUCAAAUACAAAUUAAAGAAUGGUGUUGGUUGAUUAAUUCGAAGAUGCCACAUUAUUAUUCGCAGACAUCGCUGGAUUUACUGAAUAUUCCAGCAAAGUUGAACCUGAACAAGUAGUCAAUAUGCUUAGGAAUCUAUUCACUGAAUUUGAUAAGAAGUGCUUAACUUAGAAUGCAUAUAAAUUGUAUACAAUUGGAGAUUGUUAUGUUGCCUUUGGUAUAGUUGAUGUAACACAAAGAAACCCAGCGUAGGAAGCCAGAAAUGUUGUCGAAUUGGGAUUCCAAAUGAUAGAAACUAUUAGAUAAGUGAGAGCCAUCAUAGGGUUUGAUGGAUUGGAUAUGAGAAUUGGAAUUCACACAGUAAACUAUUGUUUUAAUUCUAUAGGGUCGUGUGAUUGGAGGAAUUUUGGGUACUGAAAUAGUGCGAUAUGAUGUUUAUGGAGCAGAUGUAAUGAUUUCGAACAAGAUGGAAUCCAAUGGAGAACGUGGCAAAGUCCAAGUAUCAGAAGAAACUAAGCAAUUACUUGAACAAAGUUUCCCUGAUCAAUUUCUAUAUACUUUCAACAAAGAAGUUGAAUUUAAAUGGAUUAAUCGCAAAACUAAAGGUUACUUCAUUGAACCAGUCAGAAAUGAUAGCAACGAUGACUUUGAAGACGUUAAAAACCUAUAAUUAGUUAAAGAAAUGGAUUAGCUAGAUUACGAUAGGAAAUGA
Paramecium octaurelia is the source of this 7486-nucleotide messenger RNA. The record is from the annotation of a GenBank genome assembly. NCBI's taxonomy places the organism in Eukaryota, Ciliophora, Oligohymenophorea, Peniculida, Parameciidae.